Molecule: messenger RNA, 1272 nt
Organism: Moesziomyces aphidis
Lineage: Eukaryota; Fungi; Basidiomycota; Ustilaginomycetes; Ustilaginales; Ustilaginaceae
Source: the annotation of a GenBank genome assembly
AUGGACGCUGCCUCCCUGCUACAAAUGCUUCCACCGCAAGAAGAACAGCGCACGUUCCUCAAGCACCCGGCGAGUUCCUUGCCCACACAACCUGGCGAGCCGGACGAAUCGAGGGCAGCGCCUGGCAUCGCCCUGGCAUCGCGGAUCCGGCACGGAUCGCCUUUGCCCGCCAACGACCGUCCACAGCUUCACGUGCGACGCGAGAUUACGCCAUGGCAGGCAUUUGCAGCACCAUGUAAGAUUGUCGUGAAGAGCGAGUCCACGGGGUGGAGGUUUGCCUUUUCCGAAAAAGAAGAAACGGCAACUCCCGAUCUGGAAGCGGCCAGGCACAGUCGCAGGAAGAGAGAGGCAGAGGCAGAGGCAGAGAAAAAGGUGAGAUGGGUCGAGAAUUGCGCCCAUCGGCACGGAGCAGCUGCGUCACCAGGCGCCCAAAGGGUCGAUUCGGGCUCGUGGCAGUUCGAGUUCUUCGAGACCCGCUGUCCGCUCGAUCCGUCGAGCGAUCUGCGCCGCCCAGCGUGCGGAGGAGGAGCCGUGAGAGGGAGCUCACUCGACGGCCGACCUCCGCACGCUCCUUGUCGAUCCACCAUCACAGCCCGACGCUUCUUCGCCCAUCCAAGAAAAGAUCCGCCCGUCAUGAUUGCCAGGACCAUCUCCAGAUCCGCCAGACCGCUGGCCCGCUCCACCGCAGCAUCCUCGCUCGCCCGUCUUCCCGCGCGCCGACACGCCUCGAGCUCGCCGCUUCCUCUGCCACCCAAGUCGGAUGCUCCGUGGGCUAUUGCGUCCGUGCUCACCUUCGGCGGUCUCUUUGUCUACCUCACCGCACCUGGCGCCAAGGGCGAUGACCACCACGGCCACGGCGCAAAACACGACGCCGAGGAGGAGCACGACGACGAGGAGGAGGCAGAGUCCGAACCCAAGGAGCCCCAGGAGCUUCCCGACGGCAGCAUCGAGCAUCCCGAGGGCUUCGUCGAGGUAAAGAGGCCCGAGAUGCGCCACGACGCUCCCGAGGGCGACAAGCACCUCGACUCCAAGAAGAUCGCCGACGAGCACGCGUUCGAGAAGCAGGCCAAGGUCAAGCGCGAGCGCUCGCUGCCCGCCGACGACACCACCUUCAAGCACGGCGUCGCGGCUGCCAAGGACGGCAACCACGUCUCGGACCCGAAGUCGGUCGUUGCCGCCGCCAAGACUGCAAAGGAGGAGAAGGCCAAGGCCAAGGCUGACAACGCCGCCGCAUCGGACAAGGACGAGUCGUCGGAAGAAGACUCGGAGUGA